AUGCCUCAUAUAGAAGAAGAAAAUGCUCAUCAUACAGCAAUGUUAUUUGUUCCAUUACCAAAACGUACAACACAAGUCAUGGGUUUUUUAGCAUUUGCUAUUGAAAGUGUCAUGAUGGUAUUUCAUUUACAUGCUCGAAAUGUAAUGGAUGCUCAUAUACAUAAAUUACUUGGUUUAACAAUGAUGUGUUCAAUGAUUAGUGCUUUAGGUGAAUGUUUUAAUCCAAAUAAUUUCUGGUUAAUUAUUACACGAAUUUUUUUUGCAUUAACACAAGGUACAUGGUUUAUUCAAGCGGCUUAUGUUUUAUGGCCACAAACAAAUAAUCCAAUAUUUAUCUGGGAUCCUCAAUCUCAUCGAUCAUUAUCAUUAUUAACAAUGUCAUAUGCAUAUCAUUUAGCUGGUAAUGCUUUUCUAUUGAUUAUUAGUUAUUUAUUAGUUUAUAUGUCAACAUCCUCUCGUCGAAAAUUAAUUCAUUAUGAAAUUGAUGAUGAUGAAAUAAUGUCGGAUUAUAAAUUAAUAUCAAAUAUCAACGAUGAAGACAAUUGUAUUUAG
Molecule: messenger RNA, 552 nt
Organism: Adineta steineri
Lineage: Eukaryota; Metazoa; Rotifera; Eurotatoria; Adinetida; Adinetidae
Source: the annotation of a GenBank genome assembly